Molecule: messenger RNA, 4467 nt
Organism: Tribolium castaneum (red flour beetle)
Lineage: Eukaryota; Metazoa; Arthropoda; Insecta; Coleoptera; Tenebrionidae
Gene: mtd
Product: mustard
Exons: 18
Coding region: 390-3587 (1065 amino acids)
Biological process (GO): response to oxidative stress
Cellular component (GO): nucleus
Source: RefSeq, a predicted model, not a curated record
AGCCUAUACAAAAAUAGGAGAGGUUUCUGUCAAAAUUAAACCGAGUUUGUGUACGUUCGCAAGAAUACUCUCCUAAAUAUCGAUUAUUUUGGUACAGUGCGUAUGAAAUAACCAAAUUGUUGAACAAUAUGUGAAAAUCCGAGCGAAAGCACCGGUUUCCGCAGCGAUGUAAUUGAAAAAUCGCGUUAACCUGAAAUGAAACAGCCGCAGUGAGAUUUUCAUUUCCAUCAAUUAAAACCGUGAUAAUAGCCCCAAAGACAGCCAAGUGAGUGUCUCGAUGUGUGUUCCGAAAUAAAAGUGUGUCAAGCAGCCCCUUUCAGCGCUAGCCGUGGCCGAGAACCCCCCCGAAAAUAUUUUAUUUUUGCUUUGUGUAGUGAGAGAAGCCGACGAUGUCAGCCCACUCUGGUGGAGAAGGUCGUCAACAUAGAUCAAAUUCUUUCGGUGCACGAAUAUCAUUUCGAGGUUUACACGUUUUAUUACGAGAUGGCAUCCAUUGGCAGUCACGUAGGGCCUCCCAGGAUGGAGGAAGAGUCGCCAAAGAGAAUGUGCCAUGGAUGCGGAGCAAAAGUCGGAGUGUGGACCACGGGAUUUCGUCUCCCUUCGACCUUGACGCCCUCAGAGCCAAGGUGGACAGCCAACUGGACAAGAACCUCGACAGAGAUUUAGACGGCUCCAGUAAUAGUUUGGCUGAGAAGAAAAAGACUGGACCGCCGGAAAAUACCACCACUUAUACGGUCGCUGACAGAGAUACACUAACGUCAGUGGCGGCACGUUUCGACACAACCCCUUCAGAAUUGACCAAAUUAAAUAGAUUAGCAACACCUUACAUAUUCCCCGGCCAACAACUCUACGUACCAAUCAGAGAAACGGCAGGAAAUGAAUCGGAAGGUUCGACACCGGUAGAAGACUCGCAUGAUGAUUUGCCUCCGGAAGAGAAAGAACUACUCGACAACCUGAGGCCUGUUAGUCCAAAGCCAGGUCACGUGGAACGCGUGCGAACACCAUCAUGCAACCAGAGUUCCACCGACCUGGAGGAGGAGUCUGCGGUUUUCCGCGAACGCUUCCUCAAAAUCAACGUACGACAUAUCACCGACGGCCAAGGCGUCGUAAGUGGGGUCCUUCUCGUGACUCCGAAUGCAGUCAUGUUCGACCCCAACGUCUCCGACCCCUUGGUCAUCGAACACGGCCCGGAGGCCUACGGUGUUAUCGCUCCGAUGGAGUUUGUCGUGAAUGCGGCAAUUUACAACGACAUUGCCCACAUGCGCGUGGGGCACAGUGUUGAGACAAGUACAACAGCUGAAAAACCGGAAAUUUAUUAUCCGAAAGCGGAAAGUCGCAACGAACAGGACUCGAUGAUGGUGAAAGAUGAAACGUUUCCAGAGUUGGUUGCCGGCGAUGAUGCUGAAUCUGUGUGUUCGUGUACAGAACGCGAGGGCGACGCUUUUCCCAAAGCCUUUGAACGGGAACUGGUCACACCGACGAAUCUCGAAGAGAACGAACAGAGAUCGGCCGAGGAAAGGCGGAAAAGUCUGCUGGACCAUCACUGGGCCAUACCUUCGAGGGAUCGACAGUCGAUAGACACGGACGAAAUACCGGCCAUAUCGUCGUCGAUGAUUCAAGAGGAUCAGAUUGACGAAGAGGAGAAUUUAGUCAAGGAGAGUUGUCACGACUCAGGGAUUGAUAUCAGGGAAAGUAGCAUACCGCCUGUAGCUCCACAUCCGAAAAAACAAUACAGUGAUGCUGAUAUAGUACUUUCAAAAGAAUGGGUGCCUCCGAUUACGAUCGCACCUACGAACGUUAGCGAUACGGAGAGUCUCGCAAGGAAAAAGACCAACUCGGUUUCGUUUAGUCUGGACUCGAGUUCGGAAGCUGAGAGUGGAGUUCCUUUAUCAACGAGCUGCUCUGAGUCGAAGGAGGAAACCGAAAAGGCUGAUACUAGGAAAAAUAAGAUGUUAAAAAGACUGUCAUAUCCCUUAUCAUGGAUGGAGACCUUAGCCGGCGACAAGGAGGAGGAAAAGCCCCCGAACCACCCUCACUCCGCCGACGUGCACCACUCGUCUGUAUUUUCGAAGGUGUUUUCAAGUUCGCCCAUCAAUCUGGUGGACUUCGGGACGGGUCUUUUCCUCAACAAGACACCGUCUGAGGAGAGCGGUGGCUCCGGCGGCCCCCAUUCGGCCGGCAGCGGGGGCCCCCCACUCAGUGAUUCGCCCCGUACCGACAGUUCGAGUUUUUUCCCCACGAAUAUUAUAAGUUCGGUGGGAGCGUCAGUCGGUGCUGUGGGGGCUUCGGUGGGCGCAAUGGGGGCCUCCGUUGGGGCGACAGUUGGCGCAAUGGGGGCGCAAGUCGGGGCGUCCGUCGGUGCCGUGGGGGCGACAGUUGGGGCUGUUGGACGGUCGUCUGUGGGCACGUUCAUACGACAACCGACCGAAAGCAGUACAAAGUCGAAGGCGCCGCCACCUAAAUUAGAUUAUAGGUCGAUGGUGUCUGUUGAUGAUAUGCCCGAAUUGUUUGUUUCGUUCGAUAUGCGCUCUCCCAAUUACGGGCUAGAUUCCAUUGAACUAAUCCCGCGGCCGGCGCGCUCUUGCGAAGAUCCACCGUUGUAUCUUCGACUGCGUAUGGGCAAGCCGUUGGACAAACCCAUCCCGCGUUCAACGCCGCUGAUGUCUUACGGCAAGAAGAAAAUGCGACCCGAGUACUGGUUCAGUGUGCCAAGAAAUAGGGUUGACGAACUGUACAAGUUUAUUCAAGCUUGGGUUCCACACUUGUAUGGCGAACUGAACGAGGAACAGGUGAAAGCACGGAAUUUCGCUCUCGUGGAAAUGGACACGGAGUUGUGGAGCGAAGAACCGACACCUUCGGCAAGCCGGCACGGGAGCCAAGACGGAGAACUCACCGAAAUUACCAAAGAAAGCUGGGAGCUAAUCAAGGCUCCUUACGUUAAGAUCUACAGCAUCAUCAAGACCCAGACAAUGUCGGCUGACGGCAGUGAUGAGGUGAUACCAAUGUCUGAGGAGUAUCGUCGGGCGUUUUACUCAUCGGCAGCGCCCUCCAUCGACGCCGAAUUAACUCCCCCUGAUUUAAUCGGCACCACUGAAAUUUUGACUGAUUAUCACCGCGAGGCUCUGUGUCGGCAUUUGCCGGCACGGGCCGAAGGUUACUCGUGGACGCUCGUUUUUAGUACUAGCCAGCACGGCUUCAGCCUUAACUCCAUGUACCGUAAAAUGUUUAAACUUGAAUCACCGAUUUUACUCGUAAUUGAAGAUACCGACAAUAAUGUAUUUGGUGCUUUAACAUCGUGCGCCUUGCAAGUAUCGGAGCACUUUUACGGAACUGGUGAAUCGUUGUUGUUUAGGUUCAGUCCCGAGUUCCAGGUGUACAACUGGACGGGCGAGAAUUUGUAUUUCAUUAAGGGAAACAACGAGAGUUUGAGUAUUGGGGCAGGUGAUGGUAAGUUCGGCCUGUGGCUGGAUGGGGAUUUGUACUUGGGGCGGUCUGAGCCGUGCAAGACCUACGGUAACGACCCGCUGACGCCCAAAGUGGAUUUCGUGGUGAAAACGCUCGAGUGUUGGGCCUUUGUCUCGAGUUAAACGAAGUUGGACUGAAGUGUGAUCAAGCGAUUUGUUAGUUUGGUUGAAACGAGCGAUUUUUACGCUGGCCUGGAGAGGAGGAACGAUUCUUUUUCAUUCUAUAGACGGAGCUUUAGACGUAGUCACCACCACUACCGCACAACUGUUAUCAAAGCUUAUAGUUAUUAUAACGGCUGCCGUUCACUUGUAAUCAAUUUUAAUUUUAUUAUUUUGUAUUGUCUGUUACGCUUAAUUAGCUUGUUAUUUUUUAUGUUCUAGUGUUAGGUUUCGGUGGACAACACGACGUGAUUGGAGAAUGAAUGAAUGAAUGAUGACGUGGUGUCCACCCGGUAGUCUCCUAGUCAUUUUGUACUUGAUAGUAAGGGGGCAGAGUGAAUGGCGGUUCGAUUGUUGCGUAGUUAUAGUCAUUCUGUGUUGCUUUGGCUUACAACGAAUGACAAGCUCAUAGCGGUGUUCUCCUUGUAAUAAUUAAUUUUUUAUUUAUUGAGGAAGAUCUACGCAGCCGGGUACAGAUAUGAUUGUGUUGUAGCAAUUGCGAGAGUCACAUUGGCUGUAGUUUUCGUCUAUAUGUCAAUUAGGUGCGUAGAGAACACGCCAUAUCAGUUGUCAAUUUAAUGAUUUAAUGUUAGAGGCUGUUAUGCGGACUGCAGAUUCCUACGUCUUUGUUGAGUGUUGAACUAUUACUUGUUUUGAACCAAGCUGUUGGUCAUGCCUUGUUGAUACGUUCAGCUUCUUAGCAUGAGGCGGCGGUCCGUACAUAUUUAACUAGAUUAGUUUGAUGUCUAAGUUGUGUACUAUAACAUUUAUCUAGAUGAUUAUCUGUAAAAAAGCUGUAUAUAAAAUUAAUAUUAAAUAAAUAGAUUAUCAACGUUGACUUUCA